AUCUAAGAAAAGUCCAAACCAAUCUUUCCACUCCUAAAACAAGUUCAUUAUUAUAUUUGGUCCGCUUCUUCUUUUUUUUCUUUUUUUCUUUUUUUUUUUUUUUUAAAUAUGCAAAGGCUCAACAUAUUUCUUGGCAGUUGGCAUCUCCACUAGGCAAAGCAGAUUUUUUUUAACCAGAAAAAGAAGAAGGAAGACAACCCUUUGUAUAUCCGAAACAUUUCGAUCGGAUUCUAUCGGAUUUUAGAGAAAUUUUUGAAUGUUCUAAUGACUAUGGAGUCUGCGGCCGUGGCGGGGAACAGUUUUCCUCAAUUGAGGAGGGGAAGUUUUGCUUUGAGGCCAUCCGAGGAGGUUGCUUUCAAAAUGGUGUCGUUUGUUGGUCUUUCGGCUUCAUCGUCUUGUCGUACUUGUGGGAUCAACUCUUUUGAAGACAAGAAGUUGUCAAAGCCAACGAGUGAAAUGCGGAGAGUUGCCGAUCACCGGGACCAUCGUGAUAUUUCCAAGAGAUUGCACAAAGAUUUGAGCUCUUUUCCAAGACCAUUAACCAUCUCUGAAUUUUCUAUCAAUUCCAAGGAUGAUACCAAGGUGCGAAUCGCAUUCAAGGGAUUACCGGGAUCGUAUAGUGAAGAUGCUGCACUCAAAGCAUAUCCUAAAUGUCAAACAGUUCCUUGUAAUGAGUUUGAAGAUACGUUUAAGGCUGUUGAAUUAUGGCUGGCUGAUAAGGCGGUUCUUCCGAUUGAGAGUUCUUCUGGAGGAAGCAUCCAUCGCAACUAUGAUUUACUCCUCCGUCAUAGGCUUCACAUUGUGGGGGAGGUUCAAUUGGAUGUUAAUUUCUGCCUUCUGGCUCUACCGGGAAUUAGAGCAGAUCACUUAAUGCGUGUUCUAAGUCAUCCUCAGGCACUUGCCUCAAGUGAUACUUUCCUAAGUAAGUUAGGUGUGGCCCAAGAAAAUGCUGAUGAUACGGCCGGUGCUGCUCAGUAUAUUGCGUCAAAAAGGCUGAGGGAUGUCGGUGUUAUUGCGAGUGCUCGAGCUGCAACUAUUUAUGGCCUCAAUGUAGUAGCAGAAAGCAUCCAGGAUGACCUUUAUAACGUAACACGUUUUCUUGUACUUGCAAGGGAUCCAAUUAUUCCAAGAGUUGAUAAGCCGUUCAAAACAAGCAUUGUGUUUACUUUGGACGAAGGCCCUGGAGUUUUGUUUAAAGCAUUGGCAGUGUUUUCUCUGAGGGAGAUAAAUUUGACAAAGAUUGAAAGCCGGCCACAAAGAAACCGACCAUUAAGGGUAGUUGAUGACUCCAACACCGGGAAAGCCAAGUACUUUGACUACCUUUUCUAUAUCGAUUUCGAGGCAUCCAUGGUGGAGCCACGCGCACAAAAUGCUCUAGAGCACUUGCAGGUUCUAAACGCCCUUCUUUUAUGCUAAAUCAUUUUUAGCAUGUACUUUUUCUCACUCUAUCAUAGCGAAGCAUGUCAU
Messenger RNA from Morus notabilis, 1467 nucleotides. RefSeq names its product arogenate dehydratase/prephenate dehydratase 1, chloroplastic. Gene Ontology annotation, molecular function: arogenate dehydratase activity; prephenate dehydratase activity. Gene Ontology annotation, biological process: L-phenylalanine biosynthetic process. The coding region runs from base 265 to 1416 and encodes 383 amino acids. Lineage: Eukaryota; Viridiplantae; Streptophyta; Magnoliopsida; Rosales; Moraceae. The record is from RefSeq and is a predicted model, not a curated record. The transcript is spliced from 10 exons. Gene Ontology annotation, cellular component: cytoplasm; chloroplast.